GCCGCCGUCGUUCACAUCUUCCGUGCGGUAAAUCAGACGGACAGCACCCGUAGCCAUGGCCUCGCUUAGGAUCGACUACGUGGACCAGCUACGUCAGUGGCUGUACACCAAGGCUGACCCUAGGACGCGCGACUGGUAUCCCGUGGGAGAUCCCGUCUUUAUCACGGUCAUAGUGUCGAGCUACUUGCUCUUCAUCUACGUCCUCGGACCACAGCUGAUGGCGUCACGCAAGCCCCUGCCCAUCAAAAGGCUCAUCAAUGUCUACAACGUGUUCAUGGUAGUGUCCAAUGCCUUCUUCUGCUGGAAGUUCCUGGCCAACUCCUACCUCUACGGCGGCUACAAUCUCUUCUGUCAGGGAAUGAACUACUCGACGGACGAGCACUCGCUCAACAUCAUGUAUUACGGCUACUUCUACUUGUUCGUGCGCGUCGCCGACUUCCUGGAUACGGUGUUCUUCGUGCUGCGCAAGAAGUACGACCACAUCACGCGCCAGCACGUGAUGCACCAUUCCCUGGUGGUGGUCAACGGCUGGCUCUUCUUCACGUUGGGCGGCGAUGGGCAGACUCUGUUCGGCCUCAUCAUGAACUGCGCCAUCCACGUGGUCAUGUACAGCUACUACUUCCUUGCCGCCUGUGGGCCCGAGUACCGGCGUUACGUGUGGUGGAAGAAGCACCUCACCACCGCUCAGAUAGUCCAGCACGUGCUCAUAAUCGCUCACGGCUUCAUCACUAUCUUCUACGACUGCGGGUAUCCCCGGUACUUGCUCUUGGUGGCGAUGCCUCAGGGGAUGCUGGGACUGGCGCUCUUCAUCAACUUCUACUUCUUCGAGUACAAGCGUAAGACGUUCUCUGAGGCGCUCACCGACGGCGUGUGCAUGCUCAAGAGAGACUAGUCGUGAGUUCGUCUAUCCUUGGUCAUCGGACGGGAAGGACUACGGGUGCCUGUAGUCAGGCGGCAUGCGGCAGUUCUUCCUUCAUUGCCUGCACUUCAACAUCACGUGCAACAUAUGAGGACUGCGGAUUUCGUUGUCUGUAACGCACCGAGCCCGUUCUUCCGUCCGUAUAAUCAAAGCACCACUACAGUGCUCCGUGCUUCAAGUGAGCCACAGUUACAACAAAUGGCGAUGAAAUCUGACCGUAUGCAGCCUGACAAAGUGCGCAACUAUUCUGCUGAAAGUGUAUUCCUCCGCCACGUGACUCAUGCAAACCAUCAACGUCCUGUAAGCGAACCUUGCUACAAGCUGUUUCUUAAUUGUGUUCGUGAAAACUCUGCAAGCGAUACGAAAUGUCCGCAGUGCUCUACUUUUUUGGGAGAAGAGCGGGUUAUGCUUGCGGCAUAUUUUGUUCAGAAGCUCACAGGCAGUCGUUUCCUACUGCGAAUAUUGUAGCGUCUAUCGCUUGUCUUGGUGAAUUCAUACCAUCAAGUGUCGUAGCAGGACUUUCUCAAAGAAGGGCGUGUAGGGUAUUAUUGAAAUAUUAGGUCCCUGACGGUCGGCUUUAUACUUAGAAAUAUGUAAAAUUCCCGUUAGGACAGAACCUACCAGACUUCUGAUGCCCGUCAAAGAAGCUAAAACAAUAAAUAGCCGUGAUUUAUA
Molecule: messenger RNA, 1594 nt
Organism: Dermacentor andersoni
Lineage: Eukaryota; Metazoa; Arthropoda; Arachnida; Ixodida; Ixodidae
Source: RefSeq, a predicted model, not a curated record